GCCAGGCUGGGUUGCUGCAGCCUGUGUGCCCUGAGCCAAGGUUCUACAGUGUCUCUUUCCAGUCCCCAAGCACGGAUUCCCUGGCUGUCCCAGGGACAAUGCGGCAUUAACACAACGGGGGAUCAGUCUCUGCGCAAAAAGUUCCAAUAUGAGGAAGAAGAGGCUCACAACUGAGCCUCCAGAUAUAACAGAAGAUGCAUUUGAAGAUUAUUUAGCGACAGAUGAUAUGCUUGUGAACUACUUUAAUGAAUUCUUGAGUCUUCCAACCUUUGCAGAGCCAGUUAAGUUUAACCCUGAUUUUGACGUUUUUGAAGUAGUUAAUGAUACCCCACAAUGUCUGGAAAACCAGCUGAAAAAAAUUCUUCAUGAUCAGAAACCUCCCAGUCCCAUUUAUGAUGUUACAAGGAAGGCAAAGAACGAUGGGCAGCUUUCCAAAAAGAGCAGCAUUUUUCCAGUCUUCAGUGUUGACCCAAAUUACAGUAUUAUGUGUCUUGAGCGAGAACAGGGAAUUCAGUGGAUUAAGCAAGAAAGACUCCCAGCCUUUCUAAAAAGUGAUUGUUACUUUGAAUACAGGUUAGCUAAACUGCUUUCUCAGGUAGAAUGGAGCCAAACUGGUAUUAACUUCAUUAUAGAUACAACAUAUUAUCCCUGGAUUAUGAAAAGAGAGCUGACACCUCCUUUUCCUGAGGAGGGUGAAGAGGAAUUAAUUAUGAGAAAGUUCUAUGUUUCACUUGGCCAGGCUACAGUUACUCAGACAAAGGAUUGGUUUACACUAGCCAAAAAAAGUCAGCAAACAACAACUACAGAUACAGUUACUCAUCCUUUAGUUUCCACUCAAAUUCAAGGCACACGGUAUUGGUCUACAGGCCCUCAGAGAACUGUUGCAUACAACCACAGUGUCAGUCCAGAUUCCAUUCCUUUUCAAGGCACAUGUAAUUUUUCUGCUCAGUCUUACACAGCUGAUUUAUACAACAGUAGCAGCAGUAAUCUAGGAGUGGAUUCCCUGGCUAUGGAAUACAGUCAAAGGAGUCUCCCCCUCCUACAGAGGACAGGAACUUCAAAAACUAGCAAUGUUAGUGGGAGAUCCAAAAGUACAGAGCUUUACACUUCUGUAUCCAUUGCUGACACUCCUUCCCAUACUAUGUUAAGAGUAUAUCUAGACCAGAAAUGGGAGAAUGGUGCUGAGGAGAAAGAAAAUCUGGAAUUCGAUGGUAGACCGGAAAUGCCAGCUUUUCAAACAUUAGAAGAGUUUACAUCAGCUUAUAUUCAGUAUAUAGUGAGUGAAUCAAUCUCAAAACUGAUGGGACAACCGGCUGCUAAGAGCAAGACUGAUAUGAACUUCAGUAAACUGUCCGAUGUAUUUAUACAUGAGUUAUCAAAUAAUCAACUUUCUGCUACUGCUGCAGAGCCACUUACUUCCCAAAGUGUCUCUCCAUCCAACAAGUUAGACUCCAAAGCACAUUGCAUAAAACAGGAGACUGAAGAAGUGAGUUCAAGUUCAAGGUCUGAAAGUGAUGUCACAGACAGUCGGGCUGCCUGGUGUACCAGUUACAGAGCUUAUGAUAUUGGCAACAGAAAUGAAUUUGAAAGAUUCAAGAAGUUCAUAAAAGGAACUUUGGGUGAAAGGUACUGGUGGCUCUGGAUGGACAUUGAAAGAUUAAAGGUCCUUAAGGACACUAGAAGGCAGCAAAGACAGCUUGAUAAAAUGAAAAAACUCUAUCUCGUGAGCAGUGGAGAUUAUUUUCUCAACUCAGAAGUCUUAUUCAAACUGGACCUGCUACUUGGAGACCAGUGGAAUACAAGACACUUAAAAUGGAUUCAGCCUGAAGUAGUGAAACCUUUACUUCUUUACUGGGGUCCCAGAUUUUGUGUCACUCAUACAGCUGCAAUACGAACUGCCAGUGCAAAGUUGAAACAGUGGCACACCUCUCACGAGAGACCAAGGACAGAUAUUGAUCCUUACCCACAAAUGGUGACGUUGUUGCCACUGCGAGCUAAAUCUUGUAUUCCAAGGUUAGCACCUUCCCAUCCUCAGAGAAAUGAAACCAGCUCACCCACAACCUUAUUAAAAACAAAUGUGAUGAAUUUAUCUUCUAAAAGAGCUUCCAGAUUAUUGUCAGCUACCCUGCCAGCAAGUGAAACCAUCAUAAGGGAUGAUUUCUACAGUGUAACCAAUAAACCUGAUGUUAGUAGAAACAGGCCAAAAUCAGUGGGAAGCAACAUGACUCGUCUCUCAGCUGUUACUGAUGAUACAAAAUGCCUGAAGUCCCAGACAGAUAGAAAAUACACCUAUGCUGAGUUGCUCCCAGGUAAAAGUCCUACAGAGAGUGUUGUCCUAGGGGGUUCUAAAAUGGAAUGCAUGUUGCAGUCUCUUUAUGUGGAGAACAGAGCAGGCUACUUCUUCACAUGCUUCUGUGAGAAGUCAGGGAAUGAGCUGUGGAAGAACAGUGCGUACUUUUGGUUUGACCUACAGGCUUAUCAUCAACUUUUCUACCAAGAAACCCUUCAGCCUUUUAAACUAUGCAAGCAAGCUCAAUUCCUUUAUGCCACUUACAUUGCUCCUUCUGCCAGCAUGGAUAUUGGACUGCAACAGGAUAAGAAAAAUGAGAUUUAUCAGAAAAUUGAGCCACCUUAUGAGGAUCUUUUUGACCCAGCAGAAGAAUAUAUCCUCACCCUUCUGCUGGUACCAUGGAUGAAAAUGGUGGAAGUAGACAAAUGCAUUUAUGGAAAGGUGGAGCUGGUGGAAGAAAGUCGACAGCUGGACUCAGUGUACUUUAGAAAGCUACAGUCUUUGCAUCAAGAGAGUGUUUCCAAGAAGGAUGAGAGUGUUGCUCCUGAAGUCAGUCCCCUACCUCAGCCUGAUGUUCUCCGAGAAGGACAGGUCUUAAGUGAAGUCCCUGAGGAAUACAGAGAUUGUAGCCUUCAUGACCUGAUCCACAACGGACUGGAGUUAGAACAGUUCCGACUCUUUCUUGAAGAGCAUUCAGCAGUCAUGGAUCUCAUGUGUUGGACAGAUAUUGAACAAUUCAGAAGGAUGCUCCACAAGGAAAAAGAAAAAAGAGAGGAAAAAUCUAAAGAUAUUAAAAACAAGUACCUAAAUAAAAAAUACUUCUUUGGACCCAAUAGUCCAGCUACAAAAGAACAACAAGACCAGCUAAUGCAGUCAGGUGGAGGCUGGGGACGCAUACUUCAUGAUCGACUUUCCGCAGCAGUUCUGCUAGAAAUUCAAAAAUACGUCCAGAUGAGGCUAGAAAAAAAGUGGCUGCCACUGUUCCUGGCAAAAGAACAAUCUGGGGCACGUAGAAAAACAAAGCCACAGAUAAGGGACAUAGCUGAAGAUCUCCUAAUCCAGAGAAAUGAGAAGAAGAUUGGGUCCUGGAAGGCAAGUAAACAUGUGGACAAUAAGUGGGUUUCUUCAUCUAGAGAAAUAAUCAUGUUCCGUAAAGCGCUGCUGAAUCCAAUAACAGCAUUACAAUUUCAGCGCUUUGUGUCUUUGAAAGGAGAUUUACUGGAGAAUGGAGUGCUCUUCUGGCAAGAGGUUCAGAAAUAUAAGGAUUUGUGCCAUUCUCACUGUGAUGAUGCCACUAUCCAGAAUAAGAUCACAGCUAUCAUCAACUGCUUUAUUAAUUCCACCAUCCCACCAGCUCUGCAAAUUGACAUCCCACCGGAGCAAGCUCAGAAGAUUAUAGAGCACAGGAGAGAACUAGGGCCAUAUGUAUUUAGAGAGGCACAGAUGACUAUUUUUGCUCUUCUGUUUAAAUUUUGGCCAAAAUUUUGUGAAUUUAGAAGCAAUUUGGCAGAUGAGAAAAUUUUGCCUACUUUGGAGCGAAAAAAGGAAAAGAAGAGACAAAAAGUGAAAAGAAAAACAACAGAGGAAAGACUUGCACUCGUAAAGCAAGUGAAAAAAGUUGUCAGCUUAUCAGACAGUAUUUCUGCAGAUCAGAACAGUGUGGGUAGAGGAAGACCUUCAUCUGUAACUGGAUAUGGACGACAGGUUUCCUGGUCUUAUUCCAAGUACAUAGAAGCCCUCGAGCAGGAGAGAGUACUCCUUAAAAUACAAGAAGAUCUGGAGAAAAGGACAUCAUUAUUUUCUACAGGUAUCUCAUCCAUGACCUAUUUGAAGCCUGACUUCACUGCAAAUCCAGAGAAAUCCAUCACUUCAUCAAACACUAGUCUGAUUUGGGAGAAACAGUCCAAUCUUCCCAAAGACGUGGGAAGAGGAUUUAAAACCUAAGUGAAGAACAGAACGCAGAGAUAAUGAAUUAUGGCGGCCUUGGGACGAGCUAGCAGUCAAAAUAAAUAAUGUGUGGUUUGGUUUGCGCUCAUCUUUUCAGAGCACAGAUAAUCAGUUUGGAUAUUAUAAGAGCCAACAGACGCUAGAAUCAAUAUAACAAAGGAAAGCCCUCCAACAUACUCAGUGGCAAUAUAUUGUUCUUAUUUACGCUGGUUGGUGCCUAGAAGCUGCAAUCAGGAUUAGGUCCAAUCACACAUAUAAACACACAGGUAGAUGUGGUUCCUGCCCCAAAGAUCUUACAACUGGAUUCAGCUUCUUCAGUGCCUGAGCUAGUGAAUAAGUGCUACACCAUCUUAAAUACAGCACAAUGCAUUUGCUAAAGGAUCCCUCUGCCUUUGAUUCUAUAAUUGUCAAGCAGGGUGGCUUUGUGCACUAUGACCCUGAUUCUGCCUUUACAUACUCGCAUGCAACUCGCAUUCCAUUACUGACAAUGAUUCAUGAGAUUGCAGAGCUGUCAAAACCAAACCCUAGCCCUGUUGUUCAGUCAAUAUGAUUCCAAGCCACAAGGUUAGUGGCUUCUGCUGUACAUGGGCAUAACCCAGGUAUGGGAACGGAAAUUCAUUGAGUUUCAGUUUGUGGCGGUUCCUAGGAAUUAUACCAAUUACAGGAUGGGGUUUUUCUCUCUCUACACCCAGUAGAAGAAGGCAAGGAUACAUGUGAAUCUGAGGGACCUGCCAGAGACCAGGCUAUCCACUGUAACUCCAGUGUAGCCCCCUACCAAGAACAUCCUUGCCCUCUGCUGUUCCUAGAGCCCCUCCCCAUAAAGGAUUCAUUCCACAGCACAGAGUGGUAGGCUGUGGGAAAUUAAUGCAGCAUAUGGGCUGUGGGGGGAAUUUGGAAGAGUCCAGCCAGCCCCUUUUUCUUAAGCUCAGGGAGCUGGAACCAUAUGGAGCUUUUAUGGAAGGGUUUCUGCAGAGUUGAGGGCAAAGAUGGAACAACCUCACUUUCGUAGGUUCAGGCCCGCCCAUCGCAUAUACACAGAACUUCCUAAAGUUCAGAUAGACUUUUGGUUCUAUUAUUUCUGCAUUGUAUGCCUGAACAGCACACAUUGCAACUGUUUGCAGCUAGCAGAGCACAUGCAGUGGCAUGUGGCCGGCCUCUCAUUAAAGGGAAAGGCAAAAGAGAGUUGUGCCAUGCCACCAAGGCAGUGGCAUGUCUUAGUCUAAAAGUCAGUGAGUGACUCUACCUGUAUUCUGGGAAGUGUGUGGCAUGGUAUGAAAUGCUGCAGACUGAUGGUCUGUUUCUGAUUUGUUGUAUUCUCGCCUGCAUGGUAUUUUGAAACAGUUAAAUAGCAUGAAGACAAUGUUUAUCUUUCAUUAGUAGCUUUUUACUUGAGUCAUACUUGGAUUACUUAUUAAAUGAAGCCUAUUAUCCAGAUAUAUGUCACAGAUGAUAACACUCCACAUGAAUGUAUUUCAGCCUUGCAAUAUUGUCACGAACAUUUACCAGCCCACGCACAAAAACUACUCUCCCACCCAUUACCAUGACAAUGAUGAUGAAAAAAUUACCUUACUUGCCUAUUUAAAAAAAAUACUUCUCUCAGUCAGGGAUUAGAAUUUUGCAAGGCUGGUACAAUCCAUUCAUUGCUUUAUGAACCCAAAGGUCCCCCAGAGAGCAUCACACAGCAAUCACUCUAUAUCUAACCUAUCAGUCAUCCUCAAAAGAAACUUGCAUGACACUUUCAAAUGAUGAGCCUGGGAGUUUAAAUUCAUAAUUCUGCUAGACACUAAAAUCAUGGCUGGAACAGAGACACUGGAUUUAUGGCUUAUUACAACAAUCUUUAACCACUAACCCCCUCUUUUUGUCCUAUGACUCAGAGGAGUUAAUGGGUCACUCUACCUUUAAUGGUCGCUUACAAUAUGCACUAACUCUUUAUGCUAAAUAAUCUGUUCCACCUUGCAUUUAGCUGGGACAUUUGGAGUACCUUUCCCAGACCUGAAGAAGAGCUUUGUGUGGCUCAAAAGUGUGUCUCUCUCACCAACAGAAGUUGGUCCUAUAAAAGAUAUUACCUCGCCCACCUUGUCUCUCUGAUGUUCUUUAGUCCAUUUCACAUUUGAAUUUCUAUGUUAUAUAAAAAAAUCACAUGUAGCCAGUAUCCCGUUGAGUAUGCAUCUGAUGAUGGUCAUGUGUUAUUAAAACCACCAAAUAUAAGGAAUAUAUCAUCAUUUUUAUACAUCUGUUUUAGACAGAAAGUGGCUGGGUUGGGUGUAAAUUUGGGGGAAUGGGUGUCUGAGUGGACAGAGCUAAGUGAUAGAGCUCCUUUCAGCUCCAGGUUACUGGAUCUAAUCUUAUCCAAUAGUGACUGAAAUUUACCACCUAAUGGCUGUUUGGUGAUGUAUCUGAAAAGCACUGUUAGCUUUAGUCCAUCACCUAGUGUCAGAUAAUGGUAAUUACCAGUCUCAGCAGAGAGGCUGAGGAUUAAAUAGAUAUGGAGAUUAAAUUAUUUUCUGACCCAAGAAAUGGGAUUACUCUAGAUCACUACAAAUGGGAAUGUCAGCACUGCCUUUGGCUUUCCCUGUUCUAUGGAAAAGAAGUACUUGUGGCACCUUAGAGACUAACCAAUUUAUUUGAGCAUGAGCUUUCGUGAGCUACAGCUCACUUCAUCGAUAGCUCAUGCUCAAAUAAAUUGGUUAGUCUCUAAGGUGCCACAAGUCCUCCUUUUCUUUUUGCGAAUACAGACUAACACGGCUGUUCCUCUGAAACCUGUUCUAUGGAUAAAUCAGCGCUAGGGCUGUUGAUCCAGCACUUUUCUUUAGCACUCAAUGCAGUAAAUAUUUUUUUUAAGAAGUAAAAAAGUUACAUUGUGUAUGUCUAAGAUCCCUCCCUUUUGUCAAACCACACUUCAUUUCCAUUAGCUUCAACCAUGGGUACCUUGGCUUUUAUCAAAUGUGCCUUUUAGAAAACUGUAGGGUUCUAGCAGAACAACAGUUUUGUAUGGAGUUUGUUGCUACAGCUUGAGGCAAAAACUCCUGUUAUUUGGCAAUAUGCAAUAUCAGAAACCAUUCCAAUCUGAUUGGUGAUUUAUCUGCUCUAGCGGUGGUGAAAACACAGAGUCUAAUUAUACUUAUUUGAACAUAUACUUUUCUCAUUUAGUGCCAUGGGAUACAAUAUAUUUAGGCUUAGCAGAAUUUGGUUUUUAUUUUUUUAUCAUUUUGAAGGAUAAUAUCAUUAAGCCUUUUUUCCAAUGUUUAUCAGCUGAAAUUUUCACAGCUGUGGCAAAUUUUGGGGUGGGUGGGUCAGGCAAUUAUUAUUUAAUGGCAGUAGACACAGAUUCAAAAACUUCAAGCUUCAGAGCUGUUAAAACACAAAUUGUAAACAUCACAGCUCAAAAUAUUCAAAGUAAAUAUCCUUAAAUCAAACUCUAAUAAACUCUCAAGCAGCUCUUUUCUGUGUCUCUCUGUAAAUUUCAAUUAUUAUUGAUGGAAAUAUGUUUUCAUACAUUUGUACAUGUAAUUGAUGUUCACUGACAUUUACCAAUAAAAAAUUAAUC
Molecule: messenger RNA, 7784 nt
Organism: Caretta caretta (loggerhead turtle)
Lineage: Eukaryota; Metazoa; Chordata; Testudines; Cheloniidae
Gene: RGS22
Product: regulator of G protein signaling 22
Biological process (GO): regulation of signal transduction
Cellular component (GO): cytoplasm; nucleus
Molecular function (GO): G-protein alpha-subunit binding
Source: RefSeq, a predicted model, not a curated record